Molecule: messenger RNA, 1225 nt
Organism: Nymphaea colorata (pocket water lily)
Lineage: Eukaryota; Viridiplantae; Streptophyta; Magnoliopsida; Nymphaeales; Nymphaeaceae
Exons: 7
Coding region: 12-1181 (389 amino acids)
Source: RefSeq, a predicted model, not a curated record
GGAGGGAGAGAAUGGGUUCAUCGGGAAGUUGGUACUCACUGGUAUUGUCAAUCCUCCUUGUUUCAAUUCAGGGAAAUGUAUUGGCGAAUGGCUCUCAGAACAAGUUUUAUCCCCAUGCUCCGCCCAUGAAAACAAUUCAGAACGAAUAUGGAGACCAAAUUGAUUGUGUCGACUUCUACAGCCAACCUGCUUUCGCCCAUCCACUCCUCAGGAGCCAUAAAUUUCAGAUGAAACCAAGUUUCUUGCCAAAGGAUUUGCUGAAGGAUGCGCCGUCGGACACGAACCUAACCGCGAUGCCCAAGCUAUCGCUAGGUGUAAACGGGACGUGCCCUGAAGGAACGGUUCCCAUUUUGAGAGGCCCGCAGGAUCCGAAUAUCGUAACCAAAUCGCAUCGGAGCCUUCCAAGCCUGCAGUAUUCUACGGCGGGCCACGAGUACGCAGUUGUGUCAAUGUCUGGGAGCAAGUAUCAUGGAAGCUCUGCUUUGUUGAACCUCUGGAACCCACUGGUGGAUGCGAAUGAAGUAGGAUUCAGCCUGGGACAAUUGUGGGCCGUCAGUGACAUUAAUGGCGCUAUCAACACCGUUGAAGCCGGUUGGCAUGUCUUUCCAAAAUUUUAUUCAGGUGACACCCGAACAAGGCUUUUCAUAUAUUGGACCAGUGAUGGCUACAAAAAAACUGGAUGCUACAACCUGAAGUGCCCGGGUUUUGUUCAAGUGAGUACAAAGCUGGCGCCCGGCGCUGUGCUUCCUGCCUCCACGUACAAGGGAAGCCAGCUUUACUUGAAUUUUUUUGUCUACAGGGAUCCGAAGACGGCGCAUUGGUGGCUGCGCGUCGCCGACGAGUGGAUUGGAUACUGGCCCAGGACAAUUUUCACGACUCUUGCUUCUGGGGCGACAAGAUUGGAGUGGGGAGGAGAGAUCAUCAACGGAGGAACCACAGUUCACACUACCACCGAUAUGGGCAGCGGUCAUUUUCCUAGUGAGGGCCUCGACGGAGUCUCUGCCUCAUUCAAUAACCUCCAGUACGUCGAUCAGAACUAUAAGGUGAUGAAACCAACCAGCGUUUCUCCAAUUGUUCCGAGACCAAAGUGCUACGACCUCAAACUUUUUGGAGACGUCGGAGGCAACAGAGGAUACACCUUCUUCUUUGGAGGCCCCGGCAGAAACGCCAACUGCCGUUAGCCACCGCCGGUCAUGCACCCUAUAUGCAUGAAUAAUACUAAUGA